Molecule: messenger RNA, 928 nt
Organism: Coprinopsis cinerea okayama7#130
Lineage: Eukaryota; Fungi; Basidiomycota; Agaricomycetes; Agaricales; Psathyrellaceae
Exons: 8
Coding region: 1-855 (284 amino acids)
Molecular function (GO): hydrolase activity
Source: RefSeq, a predicted model, not a curated record
AUGCUCAAGCUCAUCUCAACCUACGCACUCCUCGCCCUCUCGCUUCUUCCUUCACUGGCUUCCGCUCUCCCGGCGGCUGAUGAUCACGCCUCACAUGCAACCACAGCCUCGGAUGGGAAUACUUGGCUGGCUACCUCGAUUGGACCAGACUGCAUCACUGGUGCUCGGUACCAUGGUGUAAUGCAGGGAAAGAACAUUACUAUCGCUGACGUUCCUACCUACUAUGCCGAACCUCCCGUCGAUGCCGCCGAGAAGAAAGUCAUUUUCUUCUUCUCGGACGUCUAUGGACCAUUCCUCGACAACAAUUUCAUGCUGCAGGAUUGGUUCGCGAGUCAAGGUUUCCACGUUCUGGGAAUCGAUUACUUCUUCGGUGACCCUAUCCAGAAUCAUCCCGAACCAGGGUUCAAUAUUACUGCAUGGCUCGCCAAGUCCCAAAGGCAGGCAGCGGAGGCCGUUCCCAAGUGGAAGGCGGCUGUUAUUGAGGAAUUCGGUGAGGACGCGAAGUAUGCCGCUGUUGGGUAUUGCUUCGGUGCUUCCUAUGCGAUGGAAGCAACCGAAGUUGUAGCCUCUGCGUUUGCCCACCCCGCCUUCCUCACAGAGAACCACUUCCGAAACGUCCAAUCGCCACUUUUGCUGUCACUCGCUGAAACCGACUCCACAUUCUCAACCGCUGCUUCAAGAAGGGCUAUGGAUAUCCUUAUGGAAGAGCGUGCAACUUAUCAUCUGCAGCAAUUCUCCGGGGUCCAGCACGGGUUUGCAACGAGAGCCGAUCCUAACGACGCUAACGCUGUGUGGGCCAAAGAGGAAUCGGGCAGAAGCGUCAUUGGGUGGUUUACCAGAUUCAUGGCACAGUGAUAUUGGGGACUAUGAGUCUUGCGACAUGUAAUUUUACAUGCUACAGACGAAAUUUGAGAACUGUGAUAACCAG